GAGGAGGGCAAGCAGGUGGACACACAACCUGGGAAAUGGUCGGUCAGCAAACACACCCAGAGCCACCCAACGGACUCCUAUGGGAUUCUCGAGUUCCAGGGUGGGGGCUACUGCAAUAAAGCCAUGUAUAUCCGCGUCUCCUACGACACCAAGCCAGAUGCCUUGCUCCAUCUCAUGGUGAAGGAUUGGCAGCUGGAACUCCCCAAGCUUUUGAUAUCGGUGCAUGGAGGCCUCCAGAGCUUUGAGAUGCAGCCCAAGCUGAAGCAGGUGUUUGGGAAAGGCCUGAUCAAGGCUGCCAUGACCACGGGGGCCUGGAUCUUCACCGGGGGUGUGAGCACUGGUGUCGUCAGCCAUGUGGGGGAUGCCUUGAAAGACCACUCCUCCAAGUCCAGAGGCCGGCUCUGUGCUAUAGGAAUUGCUCCAUGGGGCAUGGUUGAGAACAAGGAAGACCUGGUUGGCAAAGAUGUCACGAGAGUCUACCAGACCAUGUCCAACCCUCUGAGCAAGCUCUCCGUGCUCAACAAUUCCCACACUCACUUCAUCCUGGCUGACAACGGCACUCUGGGCAAGUAUGGUGCUGAGGUGAAGCUUCGAAGGCAACUGGAAAAGCAUAUCUCACUGCAGAAGAUCAACACAAGGCUGGGCCAGGGUGUGCCCGUCGUGGGCCUCGUGGUGGAAGGUGGUCCUAAUGUGGUUUCUGUCGUCCUGGAAUACCUCAGAGAAGACCCUCCUGUCCCCGUGGUGGUGUGCGACGGCAGUGGACGGGCCUCCGACAUUUUGUCCUUUGCACACAAAUACUGUGAAGAAGGAGGGGUCAUAAAUGAAUCCCUGAGGGACCAGCUCCUAGUCACCAUUCAGAAAACAUUUAAUUACAGCAAGUCACAAUCACAUCAGCUGUUUGCAAUUAUCAUGGAGUGCAUGAAGAAGAAAGAACUCGUCACUGUGUUUCGGAUGGGUUCUGAGGGUCAGCAAGAUGUGGAGAUGGCAAUUUUAACCGCCCUGCUGAAAGGAACCAACGCGUCGGCUCCAGAUCAGCUGAGCUUGGCACUGGCUUGGAACCGAGUGGACAUAGCACGAAGCCAGAUCUUCGUCUUUGGCCCACACUGGCCGCCACUGGGGAGCCUGGCCCCACCGGUGGACACCAAAGUCACAGAGAAGGAGAAGAAGCCGCUGACAGCCACCACCAAGGGGAGAGGGAAGGGAAAAGGCAAGAAGAAAGGCAAAGUGAAAGAGGAGGUGGAGGAGGAAACGGACCCCCGGAAGAUUGAGCUGCUAAACUGGGUGAAUGCCUUGGAACAAGCCAUGCUGGAUGCUCUUGUUUUAGAUCGGGUUGACUUUGUGAAGCUCUUGAUUGAAAACGGGGUGAACAUGCAACACUUCCUCACCAUCCCAAGGCUGGAGGAGCUUUACAACACUAGACUGGGCCCACCAAACACCCUUCAUCUGCUGGUAAGGGAUGUAAAGAAGGAUGAUGAACCUCCAGCCAAAGGGAAGAAGAAAAAGAAGAAGAAGAAAGAGGAAGAGAUUGACAUUGAUGUGGACGACCCGGCCGUGAGUCGAUUCCAGUACCCGUUCCACGAGCUCAUGGUGUGGGCCGUGCUCAUGAAGCGCCAAAAGAUGGCGGUCUUCCUGUGGCAGCGCGGGGAGGAGAGCAUGGCAAAGGCCUUGGUGGCCUGUAAGCUCUACAAGGCCAUGGCCCACGAGUCCUCCGAGAGCGAGCUGGUAGAUGACAUCUCUCAGGAUCUGGACAACAAUUCCAAAGAUUUUGGGCAGCUUGCCGUGGAGCUGUUAGACCAGUCUUACAAGCAUGACGAGCAGGUGGCCAUGAAACUUCUGACGUACGAGCUCAGAAACUGGAGCAACUCAACCUGCCUCAAGCUGGCUGUGGCAGCCAAGCACCGGGACUUCAUCGCUCACACGUGCAGCCAGAUGCUGCUCACUGACAUGUGGAUGGGAAGGCUUCGAAUGAGGAAGAACCCUGGCCUGAAGGUCAUCAUGGGGAUCCUUCUUCCACCCACCAUCCUGUUUUUGGAAUUCCGAACAUAUGAUGACUUCUCAUAUCAAACAUCUAAGGAGAAUGAGGACGGCAAAGAAAAAGAAGAGGAGAAUGUGGAUGCAAAUGCAGAUGCUGGCUCGAGGAAGGGGGAUGAGGAGAAUGAGCACAGAAAGCAGAGGAGCAUUCCCAUUGGAACAAAGAUCUGUGAAUUCUAUAACGCGCCCAUUGUCAAGUUCUGGUUUUACACAAUCUCCUACUUGGGCUACCUGCUGCUGUUUAACUAUGUUAUCCUGGUGCGGAUGGAUGGAUGGCCCUCCCCUCAAGAGUGGGUUGUCAUAUCCUACAUCGUGAGCCUGGCAUUAGAGAAAAUCCGAGAGGUGAUUAUCGAAAAGGCUGAUCCUGCCCCAUUAACUGCGGAGUUCAACUUCAGAUUUUACUAAUGCAGGGUUUUGUGCAGAUGAUGGCUGCCUAGGACCCUCCCUCUGAGGUAUCACCAUCCGGAGUCACUAUCUUCGCUUGUUUCAGAUGCACACACCUCCUCCCUCUGACUGACUUUGAACUCACAGUUCACAACA
Messenger RNA from Mesocricetus auratus (golden hamster), 2571 nucleotides. RefSeq names its product transient receptor potential cation channel subfamily M member 1. NCBI's taxonomy places the organism in Eukaryota, Metazoa, Chordata, Mammalia, Rodentia, Cricetidae. Gene Ontology annotation, biological process: calcium ion transport into cytosol. The transcript is spliced from 16 exons. Bases 124 to 2436 code for a protein of 770 amino acids. Gene Ontology annotation, molecular function: calcium channel activity. The record is from RefSeq and is a predicted model, not a curated record.